Molecule: messenger RNA, 1674 nt
Organism: Leguminivora glycinivorella
Lineage: Eukaryota; Metazoa; Arthropoda; Insecta; Lepidoptera; Tortricidae
Gene: NGR-A27
Product: neuropeptides capa receptor
Biological process (GO): neuropeptide signaling pathway
Cellular component (GO): plasma membrane
Molecular function (GO): neuromedin U receptor activity
Source: RefSeq, a predicted model, not a curated record
AUGACUGAGUUUUUGCGUUUCAACGAAAGUUACGAAGCGUUUGAGCAGCGAUGUACAAACGCGAGCGUUUUCGAUUGCACGGAGGAGGAAAUGUUAUGGUGGAUGAUAGGGCCCCGCCGUUUAUCUCUGACAGUAUUGACGCCGGUGACAGUGGUGUUGCUGCUGAUAUUCGCGACGGGUGUGGCGGGGAAUGUGGCGGUAUGUGUGGUGAUUGUGCGCCAUCCCGCCAUGCACACGGCCACUAACUACUACUUGUUCAGUUUGGCUGUCAGUGAUCUGCUGUUGCUACUGUUCGGUCUCCCAAACGACCUACUUGUGUGCUGGCAUCAGUACCCCUACUUCCUGGGAAUCGUGUUCUGCAAGCUACGGGCCCUCAUUUCAGAAGCGGCCUCCUACGUUUCGGUGCUGACGAUAGUGGCCUUCUCGCUAGAGCGUUACCUCGCUAUCUGUCACCCCUUGCACCUAUACACGAUGGCAGGGCUUCGUCGUGCGCUGCGAAUUGUGGCUGCUAUAUGGGCUCUGGCUAUGGUGGCUGCGGUACCAGUGGCUACAUACACCAGUAUACACUACUUGGACUAUCCACCAGGCUCCGGCAACCUGUCGAGGGAGUCAGCUUUCUGUGCCAUGUUGACCAUGCCUUCCUGGUACUUGUGUGAGCUGAGCAGUCUUCUCUUCUUCAUCCUGCCUGCCUUCAUCAUUCUGGCGCUGUAUGUGCGCAUGGGGCUUCGCAUUAGGUACGUCAUGGGGAGCACGUCGUGCUCCAACGCCGGCAGCCCGGGGACGCUCAACGGCGUCAACGGCAGCGUCCACGGCGAGGCCAGGCAAGCGCAGUCCAGGAAAACCAUCAUCAGGAUGCUAGCCGCCGUGGUCGUGGCCUUCUUCGUGUGCUGGGCCCCCUUCCACUUCCAACGGUUGUUCUACAUCUACGGGAAAGCCACCCCCCACUUCUCCACCAUCAACGAGUACUUGUUCUUUGUGGCCGGCGGACUAUACUACGUGUCGGCAACUGUCAACCCUAUACUGUACAAUGUGAUGAGCCACAGGUACCGGAUAGCGUUCAGAGAAACGCUUUGCUUCGGUCGAGCGAGACGCAAAGCAAACUACAGAGAACAUUCCAGCAUUCGGGAGACGACCGUCAACCACACUUCUGACGGAUCCCACCUCGUCAGAGUUCGGUCGCAGAGCCGAGACAGGAGAAACCGCAUAAGCCACAAAGUCUUCCGUCGCUCGAGCUACACAGAAACCUCUACCAGCGACCGGUGGAAGGUCAACUACUUCAAGACAAAGGACUCCUGUCUGCUGAACAGUGCUGAUUCGUCUCCGUACAACAGCAAGGAGAGUAGACUAGUUAAUGAUGUUAAGAAGAGUGACGUCAGUUUUUGAAGAUUAAGAGUCUAGAAUUUAUGUCAUCGGAAACUUAUUUGAUAAAAAAUAUUGACAUCAGCACCGAUAGCAUAUAGCAAAACAUCAGGUCGUCCCUAUCGCACUAUUGGUAAGUGCGAUCGGGACGGUCUGAUGUUAUAUCAUUUAUCGCGCAACCAUGCUUGAUGCCAGCUUGGUAAACAUGGUUGGUGAAGGUCGAUCUUCUACAGAUCCACCUAUUAAGACAGAAGAGUAAGAUGUAUGGUUCAAUUUUAAGUUAUUUUAUUAUUAUAGAGUUAGCUUAUUAUUUAU